Molecule: messenger RNA, 1911 nt
Organism: Aspergillus tanneri
Lineage: Eukaryota; Fungi; Ascomycota; Eurotiomycetes; Eurotiales; Aspergillaceae
Gene: TCA9
Product: Succinate--CoA ligase [ADP-forming] subunit beta, mitochondrial
Exons: 11
Coding region: 1-1911 (636 amino acids)
Biological process (GO): succinyl-CoA metabolic process; tricarboxylic acid cycle
Cellular component (GO): succinate-CoA ligase complex; mitochondrion
Molecular function (GO): ATP binding; oxidoreductase activity; metal ion binding
Source: RefSeq, a predicted model, not a curated record
AUGGAAGUAGAUAUAUCGGAAGCCCGAGCAACCUUUGAAACCAACUUUAUUGCAGUUAUCCGCAUGUGUAAAACCUUUCUUUCACUCCUCAUGAAGGCCAAUGGUACCAUUGUGCAAAUUGGGUCAGUUGCAGGUGUCAUUCCUUAUGUUUUUGGCUCAGUUUACAAUGCCUCCAAAGCUGCGCUGCACUCGUUUAGCGAUUCCCUACGUGUGGAAUUAGCACCAUUUGGGGUGAAUGUUACCACAGUUAUUACCGGCGGUGUACAGUCUCGCAUUGCCCGCGUCGAACGUACUUUAGUACCCAAUUCGCUGUAUGCUCCAAUUGAAGACGAGUAUAAUCGCCGUGUGACACACAGUCAGGAUGGCGCGAUGCCGCAUGCGGCAUAUGCAAGGAGUGUUGUCGCACAAGUUCUAUAUGGACCUGCACCAUGGCGUUGGCUAUGGCCAUGGGCAAAGGGCCGAAAGAGUUGGAUUUGGGAAGGCAACAAAAGCUGGCUGGUCUGGUUUUUGACUGGGGGCUGGGCGUGGACUGGCUUGUUCCAACGCAUUAUGGUUAGAAUGUUCAAGCUGAAUAAGCUACACAAAAAGUUCGCUCGCGGCAGACCGAUUGCGGCAGCUUUCAGAGCUGCGACGGGGACAUCCGUUCCGUCCCGCCUGGGCGGCCAGCAGAGAAACCUGUCUAUUCAUGAAUAUUUAUCUGCGAACCUCCUCAAGUCGUAUGGUAUCGGAAUGCCUAAGGGCGAGGUUGCUCGCACGGCAGAGGAAGCUGAAGCCGUUGCCAAAUCCCUCGGUAACGAUGACAUGGUCAUCAAGGCACAGGUCCUCGCUGGUGGCCGUGGUAAAGGCACCUUUGAUAAUGGCCUCAAGGGCGGUGUGCGUGUCAUAUAUUCGCCUACCGAAGCCAAGAUGUUCGCUAGCCAGAUGAUCGGCCGGAAACUUAUUACGAAACAAACUGGCGCUGCUGGCCGUCUCUGUAACUCGGUGUACAUCUGCGAGCGCAAGUUUGCUCGCCGCGAGUUUUACCUUGCUGUUCUCAUGGAUCGUCAGUCUCAGUCCCCAGUAAUUGUUGCCUCUUCGCAAGGUGGAAUGGAUAUCGAGGCUGUGGCCAAGGAGAGCCCCGAAGCUAUUAUUACCACCCCCAUUGAUAUCAAUGUUGGCGUGACCGAUGCCAUUGCCAACAAGAUUGCUACUGAGCUAGGCUUCUCUGAACAGUGCAUUCCGGAGGCCAAGGAGACUAUUCAGAAAUUGUACAAGGUCUUUAUCGAGAAGGAUGCUACCCAGAUUGAAAUCAACCCUCUGUCGGAGACUUCUGACCACCAAGUCAUGGCUAUGGACGCCAAAUUGGGCUUUGAUGACAACGCAGAAUUUAGACAGAAGGAGGUGUUCUCGUGGAGAGACACCACUCAGGAAGAUCUCGACGAGGUCAAGGCUGCCGAACACGGAUUGAACUUCAUCAAGCUCGACGGCGAUAUCGGAUGUUUGGUCAACGGUGCCGGCCUUGCCAUGGCCACUAUGGACAUCAUUAAGCUUAACGGUGGCAGCCCCGCCAACUUCCUCGACGUUGGUGGUGGUGCUACCCCAGCUGCUAUCAAGUCCGCUUUCGAGCUUAUCACUAGCGACCCCAAGGUGUCAGCUAUCUUCGUCAACAUCUUCGGAGGUAUCGUUCGUUGCGACGCCAUCGCCCAGGGUUUGAUCAACGUGGUGCAGGAGAUGGGCCUGCGUACUCCUAUCGUCGCUCGUUUGCAAGGCACCAAUAUGGAACAAGCUCACAAGCUGAUCAACGAAUCCGGUCUCAAAAUCUUCUCUAUGGAGGACCUCCAGAAUGCUGCUGAGAAGUCAGUUCAAUUCUCGAAGGUCGUCAAGAUGGCCCGUGAAAUCGACGUUGGUGUCGAGUUCACUCUCGGAAUUUAA